GGGUUCGUUGUUCAAUUUCCUUCAUUUGGAAAAUUUGGAAGAAGACUGCCAGUCCUGGUGUUGAGGAAACUGAGAAAGCUGGGAGCUGACUGAAUCCUUCUGAGUCGUGGUUAUUUCAGCUGAAGAACUUGGGGUCCGUUGGUCGGUCAGUUUUAUGCUUUAUCUAUAAAAUCCAAUAAUGGUACUCCCUGCCUAGGAUUGCUUUAAUAAUGAGCAAAUGUGAACUUUAGAACAGUGUGUGGCAAGAGCAUAUAAGCAUUCUUGAUAUUGAACAUAAAUAUGAAAUCCAUAAUUGUUAACGUCACAAUUUUGUUUAUGUGAGUACAACUGUUGCCUUCUAUAAGUUUCUAAUAAGAAAUUUAAGAAUUCCUUUUUAAAAAUUCCUGACAUUAAACAUAGACAUUAUUAAACAUUAGGAGAUGAACAUGUGUAUAAGGUAUGCAUUUAUUCAUAUUUUUAAUUUUUGAAGAAUUCAGGCACCAUAUACAUGUCCUGAUCUACUGGCUAAAUCUAUUGUGAGUGUUUCUAAAUAUUUUUAGGAGAUUGCAGUAGAGGAAACAGAUGGGAAGUGAUAGGUGGAUUCUCGUAAGUAUGAAAAGAGUGUCCUCAUAUUUUAUUAAGUUUUGAGUAUUUAUUAAGUGUGCUAUGUGUCCAGUAUUGUAUUUUAUAUAUAUUUUAUUAUUUAUUUUAUGGCUUAUUUCCUUUUAUUGCCAAGUAGUGUUCUGUAGUGUGGAUGUACCACAAUGUACUUGACCCUCACCUUAUGAGGAAUUUCCAAUACUGGACAUUAUGAAUAAAUUUGCCGUAAAUAUUUAAAUACAGAUUUUUAAGUAAAUGUGUCUCCUUUUCCUGAGACAAGUACUUAAGAAUGUACUUGUUUUAUUCUGUGGUAAUUGUAUGUCAGCUUUAUGACAGAGCACCAGACUUAUUUCCAGAGUGCCUCUGCUGGUUGACAUUCUCACCCAGAAACGUGUGCACGGUACAGUUUCUCUCCAUGUGCUAGCACCACUGGUUUUUGUUUUUUUAAUGUGUGUGUGUGUGUUUUAAAUGGAUGUUCCAGUAUGUAUGCUGUGAUAUCCCAGUGUAAUUUUAAUUUGCUUUAUAAAAUGUUUGUUUUUAUUAUUUUUAAUUGUGUGUAGAUGUGUAGAUACAUUCAUGGGAAUGCAGGUACCCUCAGAGACCAGAGACAUUGUAUCUCUUGGAUCUGGAGUAACAGGUAAUGGGGAGCCACCUGAGGUGGGUGCUGGGAACCAAACUCAGGUCCAUCUCUUCAAUUCCUAAUCUGCAUUUCUUGACGGCUAAUGAUUUUUCAUUGUUAUUUUUGUUUUGUUUGUUGGUUUAUUUACUUUUGAGACAGUCUUGAUAUGUAGCCCUGGCCUGGAACUCAGUCUGAGAGCAAGCUAGGCUUGGAUGUUUGGUGGUGUUCUUGCCUUGACCUCCUGAGUUCUAGGUCACAGGCCUGCAUCACCAUGUGCUUCCUAACUCAGAAAGCAAUGAGGCCUCCAUAUCUGCCCGCCAUUUUACAGACCACAUAAGAGAGGCCAGUGCAGGGAAGGCCUGAGAGAGAACCAGAGAACACAGGAGACACAAUAGGGUAGUUUUAUGUUAGUUUGACACAAGCUAGAGUUAUUUAGGAAGAGAGAAUCCCAAUUGAGGAAGUGGCCAGACCGGCCUGUGGACCCAUUUUCUUGAUUAAUGGUUGAUGUGGGUGGAUCCAGCUCACUGUGGUCAGUAUCACCCAUGGGCUGGUCAUCCUAGAUUCUGUGAGAAAGCAGGCUGAGCAAGCCAUGAGGAGCAAGCCACUAAGAAGCAUCCUUUCUUGUCUUCUGCAUCAGCUCCUGCCUCCACGUUCCUGCUCAUUAUGGACUAUAAUGUGGAACUGCGGAAGAGAACAAGAUGUUGAAGGAGCAGCAGCUUGAACAGGAAGAGAGACUUGCAAACGAGCUGGCCAGACUGAAGCACGAAAGCCUGAAGGACGAGAAGAUGAGACAGCAAGUGAGAGAGAACAGUUUGGAACUCAGAGAAUUGGAGCAGAAAUUGAAAGCCGCUUACAUGAAUAAAGAGAGAGCUGCCCAGAUUGCCGAGAGGGACGCCAUCAAAUACGAGCAAAUGAAACGUGAUGCUGAGAUAGCCAGGACCAUGAUGGAGGAGCACGAGAGACUCCUGAAGGAGGAGAGCGCCAAGCAAGAGCUGCGGGACAAGGAGAAGGCCCAGUACAACCUGGACCUCGAGAAGCAGCUGGAAGACCAGGAGAGGAGGAAGCAGGAGGCGUAUGAGCAGCUCCUCAAAGAGAAACUCAUGAUUGACGAAAUUGUCAGGAAGAUCUACGAGGAAGACCAGGUGGAAAGACAGCAAAAGUUAGAAAAAAGGAAUGCAAUUCAGAAGUAUAAUGAAGAGUUCCAGAGGGAGCAAGCCCUCUGGAGACAAAGGAAGCGUGAGGAGAUGGAGGAAGAAAACAGGAAAAUCUUAGAGUUUGCCAACAUUCAGCAGCAGAGAGAGGGCGAGCGGCUGGCCAGAGUUCAGCAGAGUGAGGAGAAGAGGGCCCAGCGUCAGGCUUUGCUGAUCCAAAGGUUGGAGGAAAUGCUGCGGCAGCGUGAGGACCUGGAGCAGGUUCGGCAGGAGCUGUACCAGGAGGAACAAGCCGAGAUCCUGAAACUGAAAGUGAAAGAGGAAGCGGAGCAGAAGCUGCGGAAGCAGAGGGAGAUGAAGCAAAACUUUGAGGACCAAAUGGCACUGAAGGAAAUAAUACUCCAGGCUGCCAAAGAGGAGGAAGAGACCUUUAGAAAGGCCAUGCUGGCUAAGUUUGCUGAGGAUGACCGCAUAGAGCUCAUGAAUGCCCAGAAACAACGGAUGAAGCAGCUGGAGCACAGACGGGCGGUGGAGAAACUCAUUGCGGAACGGCGCAGCCAGUUCCUUGCAGACAAACAACGCGAGCUGGAGGAAUUACAGCUCCAGCAGAGACGGCAGGGCUGCAUCAAUCAGAUCAUUGAAGAAGAAAGGCUGAGACUCCUCAAAGAGCAUGCUACGAAACUGCUAGGCUACCUCCCCAAAGGAGUGUUUAAAAGAGAGGAUGAUGUCGACAUGCUUGGUGAAGAGUUUAGGAAAGCGUAUCAGAAGAGGAAUGAAGUUGGAGAGAAGUGAUGAUCAGCAGGAGCUGAUGGGACCUGGAUUUUUCAGAGGCUACCACUAGAUGUCAGUGUAACUGCUGUUUACAGUUGGUGACAGGUCCCGGUGUCUGUCUGCAUGUUCUAAAACCUCCUCCUGUUUCACCAUUUAUACACAGUUAGACAACAAUUAAACACAUCAGUACUGUAACUGCAGAAUCAGUCACUUGUAUUCAUUGUGCAUUCUACGAGGCUGUCAUGUUGCAGAAUUCCAUAGAACCACAGCGGCCAAGAGAAGUAACUGGUCAAUGCUUCCAGUAUUGUUCAGAGAUUUUUCUGUAUAUUCAUCCUUAUGACAGUACAGAUAUCUCUUCAAUACACUGCUUUUUUAAAAUUUAUAUAUUCCUGAUAAUGAUUAUUCUCAUGAGAAACCCGCAUACUGGCUGUUUGCUAUGACGUGUGUAUACUCAUUCCAUUCCCACCAAGAGCCUGUAGUGGUUCCUUUUUCUCCAUAGCCUCUCAAACAGUUGUUAUCCUUUAUUUUUAUUUCGUGUUUAUGGGGAUUUGUCUGCAUGUUUGUAUGUACAUCACAUGUAUGCAGUGCUUGAGGGAGGCCGGAAGAGGGUGUCAGAUCGCCCUGAACUGGAGUUAGAGACAGCUGUGAGCUGCCACGUGGGUGUAGAGGAUCUUCAAGAGCAGCCAGUGUUCAGAACUGCUGAACCAUCUCUCCAGUUCCUAUCUCAUAUAUGUGUGUGAUAUCAUAUAUGUGAUGUUAUGUACUAUACAUGCAUAUAUAUGCUUAUACACACACAUCUAUAAAGCUGUUUUAAUCUGG
Peromyscus californicus insignis is the source of this 3939-nucleotide messenger RNA. RefSeq names its product meiosis specific nuclear structural 1 (gene Mns1). NCBI's taxonomy places the organism in Eukaryota, Metazoa, Chordata, Mammalia, Rodentia, Cricetidae. Bases 1897 to 3141 code for a protein of 414 amino acids. The record is from RefSeq and is a predicted model, not a curated record. The transcript is spliced from 9 exons. Gene Ontology annotation, cellular component: motile cilium. Gene Ontology annotation, biological process: cilium organization.